Molecule: messenger RNA, 7694 nt
Organism: Orcinus orca (killer whale)
Lineage: Eukaryota; Metazoa; Chordata; Mammalia; Artiodactyla; Delphinidae
Gene: NBAS
Product: NBAS subunit of NRZ tethering complex
Exons: 48
Coding region: 25-6294 (2089 amino acids)
Biological process (GO): retrograde vesicle-mediated transport, Golgi to endoplasmic reticulum
Cellular component (GO): Dsl1/NZR complex; endoplasmic reticulum membrane
Molecular function (GO): SNARE binding
Source: RefSeq, a predicted model, not a curated record
UUAGCUGUUGUGGUCCGGUCAAACAUGGCGGCCUCCGAGUCAGCGGCGGCUGUGAAUCCAGGCACUGCGGAGGGCGAGGAGGAGACGAUUCUCUAUGACCUGUUGGUCAAUACCGAGUGGCCCCCAGAGACAGAAGUACAGCCUAGAGGCAACCGGAAACAUGGUGCAUCCUUUAUCAUCACAAAAGCAAUUAGGGAUCGUUUAUUAUUUUUAAGCCAAUAUAUCUGGUACAGCCCUGCACCUUUUCUGCUCCCUGAUGGACUAGUUCGUUUGGUUAAUAAACAGGUGAACUGGCAUUCGGUACUUGCAAGCAAUGGGAAGCUUUUGGCUGCUGUUCAAGAUCAGUGUGUGGAGAUCAGGUCUGCAAAAGAUGAUUUUACAUCUAUUAUUGGGAAAUGUCAAGUUCCAAAAGACCCAAAACCCCAGUGGAGAUGUGUGGCAUGGAGUUACGAUUGCACCCUGCUGGCCUAUGCCGAAAGCACGGGAACUGUGAGAGUGUUUGAUCUCAUGGGAAGUGAACUCUUUGUUAUAAUCCCGGCAUCUAGUUUAGCAGGUGAUCUGAGCUAUGCCAUUGCUGGGUUGAUAUUUUUAGAGUAUAAAGCAAGUGCACAGUGGUCUGCAGAACUCUUGGUCAUCAAUUACCGAGGAGAACUUAGAAGCUACCUUGUAAGUGUUGGAACAAAUCAGAGCUAUCAAGAGAGUCACUGUUUCAGCUUCAGUAGUCAUUAUCCUCAUGGAAUCAACACAGCUAUUUACCAUCCUGGGCACAGACUUUUACUUGUCGGUGGAUGUGAAACUGCUGAAGUGGGCAUACCAAAAGCUGCUAGCUGUGGACUCUCUGCCUGGAGAGUUCUUUCAGGAUCACCUUAUUAUAAGCCAGUUACUCAUGGUGGAGACAGGGUCACUGCAGUACCAAAGACCCUGGGAUUAUUAAGGAUGUUAAGUGGCAAGUUUUACAGUCGCCAGGGGCAAGAACAGGAUGGGAUCUUUAAGAUGAGACUUUCUCCAGACGGGACCCUCCUUGCAGCCAUUCACUUCUCAGGAAAACUAAGCAUCUGGGCCAUUCCAUCUCUGAAGCAGCAAGGGGAGUGGAAUCAAAAUGAGCAGCCAGGCUAUGAUGACCUUAAUCCUGAUUGGAGACUCUCUACUGAGAAGAGAAAAAAAAUCAAAGAUAAAGAGUCCUUUUACCCACUGAUAGAUGUGAAUUGGUGGGUGAACAGUGCAGUGAUUUUGGCUCGCUGCUCUGGUGCUUUGACUGUUUCGUCGGUGAAAACUUUGAAGAAUUUACUGGGAAAAUCCUGUGAAUGGUUUGAACCAUCCCCUCAAGUCACUGCUACCCAUGAUGGGGGAUUUUUGAUUUUGGAGUGCGAGAUUAAACUUGCCCCCAAACGAUCUCGUUUGGAGACGAGGGCGGGAGAAGAAGGUGAAGGAGAAGAGGAUUCGGAUUCCGAUCAGGAGACAUCUGCCAAGGCUCGCUACUUUGGUUAUAUAAAACAGGGCUUGUACUUAGUGACCGAGAUGGAGCGCUUCGCACCAGCCCGGAAGCGCCCGCGAACCAUUACUAAGAACUACCGCCUGGUGAGCCUGCGGUCUACGACCCCAGAGGAGCUCUACCAGAGGAAGAUCGAAAGUGAAGAGUAUGAAGAAGCCUUGUCUCUGGCUCAGACCUACGGCCUGGAUACUGACCUGGUGUAUCAGAGGCAGUGGAGGAAGUCAGCUGUCAACAUUGCUUCAAUUCAGAAUUACUUGAGUAAAAUAAAGAAACGAUCCUGGGUUCUUCAUGAGUGCUUGGAAAGAGUUCCUGAAAAUGUGGAUGCUGCAAAAGAACUGCUUCAAUACGGAUUAAAAGGCACAGACCUGGAGGCUCUUCUAGCCAUAGGGAAAGGAGCAGAUGAUGGCAGAUUUACACUACUUGGUGAAAUGGACAUUGACGGUGUCUCCUACGAGGAGCUUUCCCCACCUGAUGAAGAGCCUGCCGAGAAGAAAAAGGAGAAGGAGCUCAGGAAGAGACAAGAACUACUUAAAUUAGUGAACUUUUCAAAGUUAACACUGGAACAAAAGGAACUUUGCCGUUGUAGACUGAAAUUAUUAACCUACUUAGAUCGACUCGCAACAUAUGAGGAAAUCCUCAGAGUGCCUCAUGCAUCUGAACAGAGAUAUGAUGCUGAAUUCUUUAAGAAGUUCAGAAAUCAGAAUAUUGUUCUCUCAGCAAGAACUUAUGCUCGGGAAAGUAAUGUACAAGCCCUAGAAAUUCUGUUCACUUACCAUGGAUCUGACCUGCUUCCUCAUCGCCUCGUGAUUCUCUCCAAUUUCCCGGAGACCACUUCUCCACAUGAAUAUUACGUUUUGCUCCCUGAAGCUUGUUAUGACGGUGACUCCUUGAUGAUCAUUCCUUGGCAUGAACAUAAACACCGAGAUAAAGAUUGGUGUGAGGAGUUGGAGUGCAGAAUGGUGAUUGAGCCGAGUCUCCCAGAUGAAAGUGAGUUCUUGUACGCUGCACAGCCUGAGUUGCUGAGGUACAGGACAUCCCAGCUUACAGUAGAGAAGGUUAUGGACUGGUAUCAGAGCAGAGCGGAGGAAAUAGAGCAUUAUGCUCUGCAGGUUGACUGUGCAUUGUCACUUAUUCGACUUGGAAUGGAGCGGAAUAUUCCUGGUUUGCUGGUUCUCUGUGAUAAUUUGGUUACUCUGGAAGCAUUGGUUUAUGAAGCAGGGUGUGAUUUAACCCUAACCUUGAAAGAACUCCAGCAGAUGAAAGACAUUGAAAAACUAAGAUUACUGAUGAAUAGUUGUUCUGAGGACAAUUAUGUGACAAGUGCCUACCAGUGGAUGGUUCCCUUUCUUCAUCGUUGUGAGAAACAGUCUCCUGGUGUGGCUAAUGAGCUAUUAAAGGAAUAUUUAGUAACUUUAGCUAAAGGAGACUUAAAAUUUCCCCUGAAGAUAUUUCAGCAUUCCAAGCCUGAUUUGCAGCAAAAAAUCAUUCCUGAUCAGGACCAACUGAUGGCAGUAGCACUAGAAUGCAUCUAUAACUGUGAACGAAAUGACCAGCUCGCUCUUUGCUAUGACUUAUUAGAAUGUCUGCCACAGAGAGGAUAUGGUCAGAAGACAGAGGUAACCACAGCUCUUCAUGACAUGGUAGACCAACUGGAACACAUUCUCAGUGUGUCAGAGAUUUUGGAGAAACAUGGACUUGAGAAACCAAUUUCGUAUGUUAAAAAUACUCAGUCUAGCUCAGAAGAGGCACACAAGCUGAUGGUUAGAUUGACCAGGCACACCGGUCGUAAGCAGCCUCCUGUCAGUGAGUCUCAUUGGAGAAUGUUGCUGCAAGACAUGUUAACUAUGCAGCAGAAUGUUUACACCUGUCUAGACUCUGAUGCUUGCUAUGAGAUAUUUACAGAGAGCCUUCUGUGUUCCAGUCGCCUUGAAAAUAUCCACCUGGCUGGGCAGAUGAUGCACUGCAGUGCUUGUUCAACAAAUCCACCGACUAGUGUAGCCCAUAAAGGAAAAACCCAGUACAGGGUCAGUUACGAAAAAAGCAUUGACUUGGUUUUGGCUGCCAGCAGAGAGUACUUCAAUUCUUCUACCAGCCUCACCGACAGCUGCAUGGAUCUGGCCAGGUGCUGCUUACAGCUGAUAACAGAUAGACCCGCUGCCAUUCAAGAGGAGCUAGAUCUUAUCCAAGCCCUGGGGUGCCUCGAAGAAUUUGGGGUAAAGAUUCUGCCUUUGCAAGUGCGACUGUGCUCUGAUCGGAUCGGCCUCAUCAAGGAGUGUAUUUGCCAGUCCCCGAUGUGCUACAAGCAAUCCACCAAGCUGCUGGGCCUGGCUGAGCUGCUGAGGGUAGCAGGUGAAGACCCAGAAGAAAGGCGUGGACAGGUUCUAAUCCUUCUAGUAGAGCAAGCACUUCGUUUCCAUGACUACAAAGCUGCCAGUGUGCAUUGUCAGGAGCUGAUGGCCACAGGUUAUUCUAAAAGUUGGGAUGUUUGUAGCCAGUUAGGACAAUCAGAAGGUUACCAGGACUUGGCCACUCGUCAAGAGCUCGUGGCUUUUGCUUUGACACAUUGCCCUGCUAGCAGCAUUGAAGUUCUUUUGGCCGCCAGCAGCUCUCUGAAGACAGAAAUUCUUUAUCAAAGAGUGAAUUUCCAAAUCCAUCCAGAAGGAGGAGAGACUAUCAGUGUGUCACCAUUGAUGAGUAAAGUGCUACAAGAGGAUGAAGUAAGUGUCCCAGGCAGCAACUCAGCUGACCUGUUCCACUGGACCACUGCUACCACCAUGAAAGUCCUUUCCAACACCACGACCACCACCAGGGCUGUGCUGCAGGCCGUCAGCGAUGGGCAGUGGUGGAAGAAGUCAUUGACUUACCUUCGACCCCUUCAAGGACAAGAAUUUGGUGGUGCUUAUCGAAUUGGAACUAGAGCCAAUGAAGGCCUAGAAAAACAAGGCUGUCAUCCUUUUUACGAAUCUGUCAUCUCCAAUCCCUUUGUUGUAGAGUCUGAAGUGACCUAUGGCACCUAUCAGCAUGUCCCGGUAGAAAGCUUUGCAGAAGUAUUGCUGAGAACUGGGAAACUGGCAGAGACUAAAACUGAAGGAGAAGAAGUAUUUCCAACAACAGAAGUUCUCUUGCAGCUGGCGAGCGAUGCUUUACCAAAUGAUAUGACCUUGGCUCUUGCUUAUCUCCUUGCCUUACCACAGGUGUUAGACGCUAACAGGUGCUUUGAAAAGCAGUCGCACUCUGCUCUCUCUCUCCAGCUGGCAGCCUAUUACUAUAGCCUACAGAUCUACGCCCGGUUGGCUCCGUGUUUCAGGGACAAGUGCCAUCCUCUUUACAGGGCCGAUCCCAAAGAGCUAAUCAAGAUGGUCACCAGGCACGUGACUCGAUACGGACAGGAAGCCUGGCCCGAGGAGCUCGCUGCACUGACCAAGCAGUUACAGUACUACAACGAGCGCCUCCUGGACUUCACUCAGGCUCAGAUCCUCCAGGGCCUGCGGAAGGGUGUGGAUGUGCAACGGUUUACUGCAGAUGACCAGUACAAACGGGAAACCAUCCUCGGUCUGGCAGAGACGCUUGAGGAGAACGUCUACAGCAUUGCUCUUUCUCUGGCCCAGCGCUACAGUGUCUCCUGUUGGGAAGUUUUCAUGACCCAUUUGGAGUUCCUGUUCACCGACAGUGGUUUGUCCACAGUAGAAAUUGAAAAUCGAGCCCAGUCCCUUCAUCUCUUCGAGACGUUGAAGACCAGUCCCGAAGCCUUUCACAAGCACAUGGUCAAGUAUAUUUAUCCCACGAUUGAUGGCUUUGAUCAUGAAAGACUGCUGUAUUAUUUCACUCUGCUGGAAAGCUGUGGCUGUGCAGAUUUGGGGAAAUACACCAUUAAACCAGAAACCCACAUUCGGCUGCUAAAGAAAUUUAAGGUAGUUGCGUCAGGUCUUAAUUACAAAAAGCUGACAGAUGACAACAUGAAUCCUCUUGAGGCAUUGGAGCCAGUCCUUUCAAGUCAAAAUAUCUUAUCCAUUUCCAAACUUGUUCCCAGAAUCCCUGAAAAGGAUGGGCGCAUGCUCUCGCCAAGCUCUCUGUACACCGUCUGGUUACAGAAGUUGUUCUGGACUGGAGACCCUCACCUCGUUAAACAAGUCCCGGCAUCCUCCCCCGAGUGGCUGUGCGCCUAUGACGCCUGCAUGAAGUACUUUGAUCGUCUCCUCCCAGGCGACCUCAUCACUGUGGUGGAUUCAGUGACCUUUUCUCCAAAAGCUGUGACCAAGCUAUCUGUGGAAGCACGUAAAGAAAUGACUGGAAAGGCUAUUAAGACAGUCAAACAUUUUAUUGAGAAGCCAAGGAAAAGAAAUUCAGAAGACAUUCAAGAGGCUAGUGAUUCUAAGAUGACCUACGCAGAUGCCCUGAAUCAUCUGGAGAAGUCACUGGCUCACCUGGAAACCCUCAACCACAGCUUCAUCGUUUCUCUGAAGAAUAGUGAGCAGGAAACGCUGCAGAAAUAUAGUUACCUCUAUGAUCUGUCUCGGUCAGAAAAAGGGAAAGUUCAGGAUCAAGCCGUGGCCAUGUGUUUAGACGGUCAGCCUCUAAGAAUGAUUCAACAGCUGCUAGAGGUGGCCGUUGGCCCUCUUGACCUCUCACCUAAGGAUAUAGUACACGGUGCAAUAACGAAAAUCAUCUCUGCGUUGAGUGGAGGCAGUGCUGACCUCGGGGGGCCGGCGGACCCUCUCCGCGUCCUGGAAGGGGUUGUUGCAGCCGUCCACGCCAGUGUCGACAAAGGGUGCCCCAGUUGUUUCACGGGAGCUGAUGAAUAGAAGACGUUGUCCUGGGAAAUGUCUGCUCCACCCCGUUCCAUGUGUAGUGAGGAAAGUGUGCGCAGUGUGUGGAUCGGUUCCUUAACUGAGUUCAGGGACCGACCCAGAAUAUGGGCACUUACGUCUCUCACUGUUCGCUCACUCACGUUUACUUGCUUUCCGCCCCGGGCCCGCCCACCUGCCUGUCCUUCUCCCUCCAUCUAGCCUAGCAUGGUACAGAUCAGUUUGCAUACUCAUUUCCUACUGAGGCCAGGCAGGUAAUGGAAAUGAGCAAGGUGGACGGGGCUUAAGGGAAGGUAGGAAGUUUGGAGGCAGAGGGGUACUUGAGAGCUCAGAGGACACCUUAUCUAAGGGAAACAGCUGCCAGUGAGUCCUUAUCUUCCAGCAUUUAAAGGGGAGCUACGUUGUUAAGAGAGUGGAUCCUAAGAGAUCUCAUCACACGAAAAAAAACCAUAUUUUUCUUUUUCCUUUUUGUAUCUAUAUGAGAUGAUGGAUUUUCACUAAACUUACUAUGGUAAUCUUCACAAUAUAUGUAAGUCAAAUCAUUAUGCUGUACACCUUAAACUUAGACAGUGCUGUAUGUCAAUUAUAUCUCAAUAAAGCGGGAGAAAAAAAGAAGAGCUGGUAAAUCUUCAUUGUGUAAAAUUUCUAAAUUUUGAAACAUUGGUAUAUACUGUGUAAGCCAGUACAAAACGCUGGCUGCUGGUUUAUAACUUCAAUCUAGAAGGUUGGACAGAGUGACCUCCUGUUCCCUUCAGGCAUUCCAGUUCUAUGACAUUUAUAUUUAGAAGAAGUCACAGAGGUCUGUGUUUGUCUUGUCUGAAUGCAGUCUUUCCUUCUCCCAUUCUCAAAUAAGAACAAUUUUAUUUUGUGUAGUGCAUCAUGAUAUAUAAAGUGCUUUUCAUAUUUACUGUCUCUUUUAAUAGACCAUAAUCAUUUAAGUUCAAGGUUGGGUUAUCUUCAUACGUUUAUGCCAUACAGAAUCUGCAAACUCUUAUACAAAGGACCAGCUUAUUAAUAUUCUCAGAAUCUUUCUUUUUUCUUUGAUUCAAUAAUUGCCUUUGUUUAGUUGGCAUUUCUUUUCUGUUCCUUUGUAGUUUUGUGAAUAUCCUCUUAUACUACCUUACUUACCUAGUAGAACAUCAUAUUCUCAAAUUAAUCAUUCAGUGAACCUAGUUUUGUUGUCAUUGUUCUGCUCUUGUUCUUUUCUGUUAAUAGAACUACUCGUAUAUUUCAGAAGACUCCUUAUCUUUUGAGCCAAAACUGAUUGUGUGAAUGUGUGUGUGUUUCCUUUAGUAGUUAAUUUUUUUAAAAAAAUAGUGUACUGAAUUACCCUGUGUAGUACAAUAACCUCCCCCCACCACAGAAAUCCUCAUUAUAGGGAAAGAGGUAGAAGCAAA